GUAGUGUUGUGUAUAUAUGAUUUUCGAUGGUUGAUGGUAUCAUACCGAACAUAUACUAUGUGGUAUCACGAAAAACGUUCUUAGGUUUCUCUAUUUUCUUAUAGCUUCCAUCCCUGAAUUAGAUUGCAGUACAUUAAAACAGAUUAAAGCAACAAGAGUCAAAUGGCCUCGGCUGCGAUGUCACCGACCGACGAUGACGAGCUCACUCUUCCUCGUGCGUCAAUUAACAAAAUAAUCAAGGAGAUUCUGCCUCACGUGCGAGUGGCAAAUGAAUCCAGAGAGCUCAUCUUGAACUGCUGUACAGAAUUCAUUCACUUGCUAUCUUCUGAGGCAAACGAGAUUUGCAAUCAGCAACAGAAAAAAACUAUAAAUGCGGAACACGUUCUGCAGGCGCUCGAUAAAUUGGGCUUCGGUGAUUACAAUGCGGAGGCUGAAGCCGUGUUACGGGACUGCAAGGCUGUAGCAGCUAAAAGAAGACGUCAGAGUACCAGAUUGGAGAAUCUGGGCAUUCCGGAGGAGGAAUUAUUGCGACAGCAACAAGAGUUAUUCGCUAAAGCAAGAGAGGAGCAAGCGGUCGCAGAGCAGCAGCAGUGGCAACAAUUGCAAGCUGUUACGCAAAUGGCAUCCAUGCAGCAGGGUGAUAGCGAACAGGAGGAUUAUUCAUAAAGAAACUUGAAUCGCGAAGCUUAUGAAGAUAGUUUGUUUUUACUUGGAAAAAUAUAGAUAUUUAUAAUUAGAAUAAAGCGGAGAGGGAGAAGAAAAGGAGGGGAGGGAGGGAGUUAAUGAUAGUAGUGAAAGAUAGUAAUGAAAGAAAAGUUCAAAGUACCAGAUGCAAAUUCUAUUAUUCUUACAGGUUUGGAAGCUAUUUUUAAUGAUUUAAUUUUGUAUUAUAUAUUACAAUGUUGUAUAUUUGAAAACACACUUCCUACAUUUCUUAUUUUAAUAUUAUAAUUUAGAAAAGUAAAUACCUCGUGAAAAAUCAA
Solenopsis invicta (red fire ant) is the source of this 983-nucleotide messenger RNA. It is a transcript of the gene NC2beta, whose product is annotated as protein Dr1. Gene Ontology annotation, molecular function: general transcription initiation factor activity; TBP-class protein binding; core promoter sequence-specific DNA binding. The transcript is spliced from 2 exons. The record is from RefSeq and is a predicted model, not a curated record. Lineage: Eukaryota; Metazoa; Arthropoda; Insecta; Hymenoptera; Formicidae. Bases 163 to 666 code for a protein of 167 amino acids. Gene Ontology annotation, biological process: negative regulation of transcription by RNA polymerase II; chromatin remodeling; RNA polymerase II preinitiation complex assembly. Gene Ontology annotation, cellular component: negative cofactor 2 complex.